AUGACGAUCUUCUUCCUAAUCUGCCUCUUGGCAGCACUCUUCCCAGCUUGGAUCGACGCCGUCCAGGUAGAAGACUUCGAAUUGAAAUGCCAGCCCUUCACCGGAUCUGGCGGAAUACAGCGUGGCGGCGCUCUGGGACAAGGUGGUCAAUUCGGUUCCUGGGUCAAAAGGAGCGGCGCCAAACGGGGCGACACUUUCGGUAUGACGGCGAGGUGGGACAAAAAUUUCCCGAACGCUCCAUUCUAUUGUGUGAAUGACGUGAAAGUCACCAACAAUCCGGACGAAUCCAACUUCGUCUGGAGGAACGGAGAUUUCGAGACGGCUUACCUCGGCAUUGGUGCCGAAAACAGUCGAAUGCCAGAGCGCAAGUUUCAGCAUUAUCUCCUAUCGAACGAUCACAUAGCACUGGUCUUGGGAGACCGGGAGUACAACGCAACCUUUCAAUCGGAAGACUCCGCAGAGCCGUUCCAUGUCGUCCGCAAGCUCAGUCCGGCAGAGGUCCAGCAGAUGGCCGACGAAGCCAAUCAACGAGCGGCAGUCGAAGCUUCACAGCGUCCCGAACGGUCACACGCGGACCGUCUGGCUGCCUCCUUUGUCGAAUACGACGACGACGAAAUUGUCUUGUAA
Molecule: messenger RNA, 627 nt
Organism: Kalmanozyma brasiliensis GHG001
Lineage: Eukaryota; Fungi; Basidiomycota; Ustilaginomycetes; Ustilaginales
Exons: 5
Coding region: 1-627 (208 amino acids)
Source: RefSeq, a predicted model, not a curated record